CAAGGCACGCGUGUCCAUAAUUUUCCACCUCGCCGUGCUUUCUCCCAGUCACACCCCACACGCCUUUACUUGUUGCUGCCCCAUGCUAAUUCCAUGCGCGUUUCUAUCGAUCCCGGCCACCCUUGUAUAAAAGGCCGCGUCAUCGUCGUAAUCAUGAAAGAACAGAUCGGCAGAUAUCCAUGCGACCCGUGGAGGAAUCACGUCAACGUGGUGAGAACGCUGUGGACGAAGGUUGAACACAAUUAAAAUAAAUAGGAUACAAGUUGGCUCGUGUUCGAAUGAAUAAUUAAGGAAGCAAGGGAAAUGUUAUCGCAAGAAUGGAUAUUGGUGUUUUUAAUUACGGGAUCAGCGACAGCAAUGGUGCCCGUGCCCGUCCAUCAUAUGACGGACGAGUUGUUGAGAAGCUCUCCAGAUACUGUUAUUAGGAAACAACGAUCCUUGGAUACGAAUCCGCAAGGAUAUUACAAUGAUCUUCGUUCGUUUAAAUAUCACGGAGGAGAGGGAGAGAGAAAGCUCGAUAGGGAGUAUCAAGGAGAAAGGGAAAUGGGAGAGGAAGACGAGGAAAUAGAAUUCUUGCCUAGUGAAACUGGACAAUUAGAGACUGUAGGGAACGGUUUCCAAUUGAACAAUAAACUACUCGAAAGGGCGUUGAUCGAUUAUCUAGAAAGCAUUCCGCAACAGGAAGAGCAAGUCCCAUCGCUGUUCCGAGAACGUGAACGAAGCUCCAGUCGUAAGAGAGAUUUUAAUUCUGAUCGAUUAAACAUCGAUAAUAAAGAGCUGACGAAAUUGCUGCUGGAGGAGUUGCAGGAUGGUUCUCCGUAUAAUCUUGCAGACUUGGAUGACGAAGGAUACGUGGACGUUCGUCAGAUGCUUUAUGAUCGAUAUAGGGGCGAUCGAGGCAAUAAAAUAUACGAUAGGAAUUCAGGUCCAAUGUCCUGGGGAGCAUUGUUAAACAAAGAAUCGACGAUUCGACAGGGUAGAAUAUCCGACGAAAAUGAAUUCAACGAUCGGGAGCAAGAUCCAAAUCUGUUGUACCUAUCUAUGGAAGAACAAAGAAACAUGAAUGGUGGGUAUCCUACAGAACGAUCUAUGAGGACUUAUAGAAAUACGGCUAAACGUUAUUUCGUGGCCAAAAGGAGCCCGAAAGCUAUGCCUACCAAGAAAGAAAUUACCGAUCCUAAGGUUGCUCAAGAUUUAGGAGCAUUAUUUGGCACCCAAUCUGUGAAUAAUCAAAAUCAUACGCAUAACUACAAGAAUCACGAUCAUGAACACAAUCACGAUCUCGAUCAUGAUCACAAUCACGAUCACGAGCACGAUCAUGAGCACGAUCAUAGAGAUCAGCAUAAACACGAGAAUUCUUCAGAAGCGCCAAAAGUGAUGUUGCCGUUAAAAGGGCAAAAAGAGAAUGUAACAAAGUUAAAUAAAUCGAAGUCUAUUGAAGUCAGGAAGAAGAGCGUCAAUUGGUCUCAAUAUUUUGGUAUUGAUAAAAGAAGGAAAAAGGCUGCAUUAAUGGCUGGACAAGGAACUCAGAAUCAAGAUGAUGAAUGGAUGUUGCAGCGAUAUUAUGAAAAUAUGGUGGAAAAUCUGAGACCGAACGAACGAGAUUACGAAAAGGAAACUAACGAAGGGAAAGAUAAAUUGAAUCAAUUGGAUUCGAGACAAAAAAACAUUAAAGACUUGAUUCUCGAGGAAGCUAUGAGAUAUGGAAAUUCCGAGGAUGAUAUAGAUAUGCAAAAGGUAAAAGAUAAGGUAAUGGCUCGUAUGGCUGCUGCGUAUUCUUUUGAGAAAAUGAGAAAAGCUCUAAACGAUCUCAGAAACAAUGUUGCGGCUAGAAUAGAGGCUCAAAAGGCGAUCUAUGCACAGAAUAAUCAAUCCUCUAACUUUCGAGAAAAUAGUAAUAUUCCUAAAACCAAAGACAAACGCAUUAACAAUUUAAUCGAAACUGAAGGUAUGGAAGAAAAUAGAGCUUGCCCUGAGCUAAAAAUGAUUGAAAAACGAUGCAGAGUUGUAGAUACUUUAGGUGGAGAUGAAUUACAAAUACUCUAUCUUCCUUGUGUUAUGCUUCAAAUCUGCAAAGCUUGUGUACAAAAUGAUCUAGAAGAGGAAUGUUUAGGUAACUAUGCAAUGGAAGCGGGAAAAAUCUGUGAUGCUCAAGAAAUAAGAGAAGGACCAAAGAGUAGAGAAGCUUGUGCUAGUACAGCUUUGGUAUUAUCGCAAUUACAAACACCAACAGCGAUUUCCGAUCAAUGUCGUCUCGAUGGAAACAAUUCUUGUUUACGACGAUAUCAUUAUCGUUAUUGGCAUCGUUAUCUUAAUUAUCCUUAUAGUGGACGACGAUUGCAUAUAGGUUAUGAUACAAUUAGUCCUCAACAAUCGGAUUGAUAAAAAACGGAAUGAUAAAGUUUAAGUGAUACAGCAUCUAUAAUACAUCGAGAAUGCUUUAUCGAGAAAUGUGUUUGGCUCUCCAACAGAUCAGUGACCUCGAAUCGAGCUUCAUUUUUUUUUUAUCAACUUUCAAUAUUUCGUUCAUUUUGUUUGCAAUUAAAAAUAGUAUAGUAAGAUCUAGAUAAUAAGAUUAGGAUACUCAAAAUAAUAUAUUAUUUAAUAAUAGGAUACAAGUUAUGUUAACUGUUGUUGAAAGAGUAUUUUGACUUCAGACAAAAAAAAUCAAGAAGUCGAGUAAUAUUUUCAAGUCGAUUCGAGAACACGACGAUAAAAAUGAUUAUAGUGUUUGUGUGUAUAAUUAUAUAUUCCGAUAUCAUUUCAUAACAAAAAGAAAGGAGAGACGGUUAAAUUUCAAGUUGAAAGAAUGUUAUCUUUGCGAGGUGUUUUUUAUUUUGAUAAUAAAUGCAACAACAAACAAUAAGGGACAAUAACUUUCGACAGAAAUUUUAUUAUUUUUUACAUAAUUUAUUUUUAAACAUAAAAUUAUUUACUUGUGUUUCUU
Messenger RNA from Apis dorsata (giant honeybee), 2947 nucleotides. RefSeq lists its product as uncharacterized. The record is from RefSeq and is a predicted model, not a curated record. The transcript has 10 exons. Bases 304 to 2382 code for a protein of 692 amino acids. NCBI's taxonomy places the organism in Eukaryota, Metazoa, Arthropoda, Insecta, Hymenoptera, Apidae.